AUGGAGGGGGCGUGUCAUGUGAUGGAGGGGGCGUGUCAUGUGAUGGAGAGGGCGUGUCAUGUGACUGAGAGGGCGUGUCAUGUGAUGGAGGGGGCGUGUCAUGUGAUGGAGAGGGCGUGUCAUGUGACUGAGAGGGCGUGUCAUGUGAUGGAGGGGGCGUGUCGUGUGAUGGAGGGGGCGUGUCGUGUGACUGAGGAAGAGGAAGCUGGAGCCUCAGUCACAACACUCUGCCAUGUUUCCCAGUCCAGCUACCCCUGUCCUGCUGCUGCUGCGGGGUUUCCACAGCCUCAUCAGAACCCCCUCCAUCAGUACCCCCCUCAUCAGAACCCCCUCCAUCAGUACCCCCCUCAUCAGUACCCUCCUCAUCAGAACCCCCUCCAUCUGUACCCCCCUCAAGUACCCCCCUCAUCAGAACCCCCUCCAUCAGUACCCCCCUCUCAGUACCCCCCUCAUCAGAACCCUCCUCAUCAGAACCCCCUCCAUCAGUACCCUCCUCAUCAGAAACCCCUCCAUCUGUACCCCCCUCAUCAGAACCCCCCUCAUCAGAACCCUCCUCAUCAGAACCCCCUCCAUCUGUACCCCCCUCAUCAGAACCCCCCUCAUCAGAACCCUCCUCAUCAGAACCCCCUCCAUCAGAACCCUCCUCAUCAGAACCCCCCUCAUCAGAACCCCCCUCAUCAGAACCCUCCUCAUCAGAACCCAGGGAUGGCACCAUAUCUACAUCCAGGACCAGGACCCCUGCCUUAUUAUAGACCUAACCCUGUGCCCCCCCUGCUGUGCCCCCCCCUGUGUGCCUCCAUCCUGGUCCUUUUCCACACUCCCCCAGAGGACGCCACUGUGGUCUUAAAGGUCACCAUAGAUAUCACCAGCCUCACCAUUAUCGCCAUGGAAACCACCACAUGCAGGGUGGGUUAG
Messenger RNA from Knipowitschia caucasica, 915 nucleotides. Lineage: Eukaryota; Metazoa; Chordata; Actinopteri; Gobiiformes; Gobiidae. The record is from the annotation of a GenBank genome assembly.